GUGAGGGCACUGGCCGAGCUGCAUCACCAGCACAUGCCCAACGUCACGUCGGCUCCCCGAACCACCAUCAACAACAGCAUGGCACCCGUUUCGUCCAUGGCAGGUGGCGCGGUGUACAGUUCAUCCAUGCGCUCCGACCCGCCCGUGUACGCGGACCUGAACACUUUCAACCCCGCCAUCAGCACCACCAACCCAGCGAUGAACUACACGAGUGCCCCGCCGCAGCACACCGUGAGCACGCAGCUGCCCGUCCAGCACCCGCGGCUUCAGGCGCUGAAAGAGGAGCCCCAAACGGUGCCCGAGAUGCCCGGCGAGACCCCACCUCUCUCCCCCAUCGACAUGGAGAGCCAGGAGCGGAUUAAAGCCGAGAGAAAGCGGAUGAGGAACCGAGUCGCCGCAUCCAAAUGCCGGAAGAGGAAACUUGAGAGGAUCUCCCGGCUGGAGGAUAAAGUCAAGACCCUGAAGUCCCAGAACUCCGAGCUGGCGUCUACCGCAAACAUGCUGCGCGAGCAAGUGGCCCAGCUCAAGCAGAAAGUCAUGAACCACGUCAAC
Sinocyclocheilus anshuiensis is the source of this 552-nucleotide messenger RNA. Its product is annotated as transcription factor AP-1-like. Gene Ontology annotation, molecular function: DNA-binding transcription factor activity, RNA polymerase II-specific; transcription factor binding; RNA polymerase II cis-regulatory region sequence-specific DNA binding. The transcript has a single exon. The record is from RefSeq and is a predicted model, not a curated record. Gene Ontology annotation, biological process: regulation of cell cycle; regulation of cell population proliferation; regulation of transcription by RNA polymerase II. The annotation marks the transcript as partial. Lineage: Eukaryota; Metazoa; Chordata; Actinopteri; Cypriniformes; Cyprinidae. Gene Ontology annotation, cellular component: transcription regulator complex.